AUGGUCCAGGACCAAACAACAUGUAUAACUUACGAUUUUAUUGGAGGCGAAGAAGCUGACAGCUACUUCCAAUGGUUUGUGGAAACAGAGGGAGAGUUUGUGCAAGUUAAAAACGCAACCACAAAAGAAUUCACUCCAGGAAUCAAACAAAUUGGCCAAAUCAUUAAGUGUAUUGUUACUCCUGUAAAUAGUUAUGGAAAACGUGGAGAGCCUUGUGAGUUAGUCACUAGACCUGUUGUUCCCGCAUUGCCAGUAUUUGUCAAAGUAUCAGUGGAAAGUGACAAUUUUAUUGAAAAUGAUACGAUUACCAUUCAAACUGAGUACUAUGGAGGAAUUGAAGGGCAUUCCAUUUUUGAGUUCUUUAGAAUUGAUAACGAAGUUGAGGAGAAACUUGAAAAUGGAAAUAGAAAAGACUAUCGUGUUGGGCUGGCAGAUGUUGGAAAGGUUAUCAAAAUUUUAUGUACACCAGUUAGAGAUGAUGGAUGUAAGGGAGAGAUUGUUGAAGUUAAAACUCCCGUUAUCCAGGCUGGAAUUCCAACAAUCCACGACCCAAUUAUUGUCGGAAAUUUAGAAGUGGGAUCAAUUUUGUCUAUACAGUACCGAUAUGAGGGCGGCUUUGAAGGAGAUACUAUCAUUGAAUGGCGCAAAACCAAGCCUUUUACGUUGGAAGAGCUCUCCCGUAAUGAUAUUGUAGUGGAAGACGCAGAUUUUAGUAUUGUUAUGGAAGAACAAGAAUUAUCUCAUGUUAUAACAGCAGAGGAUGCAGGUUGCUUCUUUUCGAUUGAAGUUACUCCAGUAAGAAAUGACAUGGCAAAGGGGGAAGGCUUGCUUCUGUAUUCAACCUCACACGUUGCUAUUCCAAAACCAUCUUUGAUGAAUUGCAAAAUCGUCAUGAAUGAGCCAGAACUAACCGAAGGAUGCACUUUGAAAGGAAUGGCAGAUUAUUGCUCACCCAUCGAAGAGAAAGGCAGAAUGCAUCAAUGGUAUUCCAUUGACCCGGAAACAGGAAUCGAAUCAGAAAUUGAGGGUGCUAAUGCAGAAGCGUUCGUUGUACCUGAAUCACUUUUCGAGAAGAGGGUGAAGUACAGUUGUUACUCUAUUGACAAGUUUGGACAACGCACUGAGAGCGUGUACAGUGAGCCAACCAAUACUGUUUCGCCUUCGAAACCAGUUAUUAGUAACAUUAGCAUUUUGGGAAUUCUUGAAGAAUUCAGUACAGUACAUGUUGGAGAAAUUCAAGGCACCAACGUUGACACUCACAACAUGGUAUGUGAUUGGUAUAGGGUCAGUUCUGAAGAUACCAAUACGGAUGUAAAGGUUGCAACCGGAGUCAGCAGCUAUGAUAUCAAAACUGAAGACAUUGGAAAUCGUAUCAAAUUAGUUUUCACUCCUGUUAGACCUUUUCCUUACUCACAUGUUAGCGGUCCAAACUUUGUCCACUUCACUGAUAUCAUUGGACCUUCGAGACCCCACGGCUCUUGCUCGCUAAUGGGAUCGUUCAAGGAAGGUGAGACCAUUACUGCCUCAUUUGACUAUUCCGGAGGAAUUGAAGGCCAUUCAACGUACAUACUAUUAUGUCACGAUCCUUCAGAUGGCACAAAUACUACUAUAAGCGAAGGAAACACAUACAAUGGAUCUGUGUUUGUAGUGUGCACUAAAGAACAUGUUGGAAAACAAUUUAUUUUAGAAUAUUUGCCAAUAAGAGAUGAUGGAAUGGCUGGGGAUUUGGUAUCGUUCAAAAGUGGAGUCGUACUGCCUGGUGAGCCUACAGUUUCUGAUCUGAACAUUGAAUUUGUGAAGAACAAUACUAGGAUUUUAAUUCCAAUGGAGGACAGUCUUGUACGGGCAAGUAUCAAAUACUUUGGUGGAAAUGAGGGAAAGAGCCUUAAACGAUGGAAAAGAGUUGAUGGCGAUCUGCAUGAAGUUGUAGGUAUGGAUACGAUGGAAUAUCGUAUUUCAGUUAUGGAUAUCGGAAAACGAAUUGAAUUUGAAUAUACGCCAAUAAGAGAUGACGACGUCAAAGGGAGGCCCAAUCAACAAUUUCUGAACCUGUACAUGCUCAUCAUCCCUCUAUUACAAAUGUCUCUUUAUCAGGAAAUCCAUAUGUGUGCUCCAAACUAA
Naegleria lovaniensis is the source of this 2121-nucleotide messenger RNA. RefSeq lists its product as uncharacterized. The coding region runs from base 1 to 2121 and encodes 706 amino acids. The record is from RefSeq and is a predicted model, not a curated record. The transcript has a single exon. Lineage: Eukaryota; Heterolobosea; Eutetramitea; Acrasida; Naegleriidae. Gene Ontology annotation, cellular component: plasma membrane.